UGAUCAGAAUGCUGCAAUGGUUUUAUUGUUGCUGAUUGGGUUCAUUUGUGUAAGAUCUUCACCAUGGACAAAUUACAAUUCAUACAGCUACGUUGAAAUUGUCUGCAUAUAUGACUUAAUUAUGAUCUUCAUUUUUUACAUUGUCUACAUCUUUAGAGCCUAUCGAAAGUUAACUUGCAUCAGCUGGCCACUUGCGGAGUUUCUUCAUUACCUAAUAGGUACUAUUCUGCUUCUUAUUGCAUCCAUUGUGGCAGUUGCAAAAAGCUCCAAUUCAGCAGGCCUGGUAGCUGGAGCGGUCUUCGGAUUCUUAGCUACAUUUAUGUGCUUCCUAAGUAUAUGGCUCUCUUACAAAGUUUCUUGUAACACUCAGUCAGCAGAUGCUACCAUGUGAGUAUUUUUCUACUUCAAAAUGUGCACACCUGCUGAGGGAAGAGCUUAGAAAAACAUGCAUGAUGGAAUGGUAUACUGAGAUCCAGUAAUCUGACUUCAGUGACUGAAAAACAUUCUUACUGGACAUAGAGUGCCAUCUUCUGGCAGUUUUCAUCUAUUCCUGAGGUGACUGUACAGCAGCCUGCUUCAUCUGGUCAAAUUUUUGGAUUCUGGGAGACAAGAAGGGCUGCAGUAAAAGAUCCUGUGGGAAGGAAAGGGUCUGUCUUUUAAACAAAGAGAAAUGAUCCUCUUUUAAUUCCAGCUGCCAAUAUUUCAUGCAUUGUAGACCAUUUCUUUAUGGCCUAGACCACUAAGGAGAGUCCAAAUUUAAAAAAAUCAAGAUGGAAAAUAUAUCCUGCAUCAAUCCAGCUAUGACUGACAAAAGUUGGAAACAUUCACCAUGAACCAACAACCGCUGGAUCAGAAAUCAUUUUCUUACCUCUCUGCAUCUCAUCAUCUUGAAAUUGUUCUUAAAAUUGGUGUCUCAUUUAACCUGCUUUGAAUAUGAGUUUGCUUUAAUAAGAUGGUUUAAGAUGGUUCCACCCCAAUUUUUUUAUUAUGCUACCCAUAAUGAAUUCCAUUUUUAGGGCAAACUUUUAAAUAUUCUUGUUCAACCAUACAGCUUAAAUGUUAUAUUCUUUUGAUUUCUUUUUGGGGGGGCUUUUAUUUCUCUUGCCAUGUAUUUUUAUUAUAUUUCUUAUAACUAUAUGCCUAUCAAUAGAAGAUCCAUUAAGAAUGAAGAAUGUUUAUUAAAAAUCCACUGCAUUCUACUAUUUCUUUUACAUAUUGUGAUACAUUACAAUAAUUUACACUUAUUACUAACGUACAUGGAAAAUACAAUUCUUUGUAAU
This is a messenger RNA of Notechis scutatus (mainland tiger snake), 1280 nucleotides long. The record is from RefSeq and is a predicted model, not a curated record. Lineage: Eukaryota; Metazoa; Chordata; Lepidosauria; Squamata; Elapidae.